AUGAAAGUUUAUUCAAUUGGUAUUUUUAAAGUUGCACAAGGUUCAAAACCAGUUUUAUUAAGUAUUGUAUACGAGUUAUCAUCAUUUGGAUUCUUCCAAAGAGGAUCAGUUAAAGAGGUAUCAUUAUUUGUAUCAAGAGAAACAGCUGGUAGAACCAAUGUAGGCGAAAGAGUUAGUAUGGAACACACACAGACACAAAAAGUAUGUCAUACCACAGUAGAUGCUAAGGGAAUAGGUUGCACUGUUUUAACAGAUUCAGAAUAUCCAAGUCGUGUCGCACAUAAUUUAAUUCGUGUAUCAAUGGAGGAGUUUUAUAAGGCACAUCCAGAACAAGAAUGGAAGGGUAUUCAAGCAGAUACUGAAUUACCAACUCCACAAUUAGAUCAAUUAUUAUUAAAAUACCAAAAUCCAGAAGAAGCAGAUCCAAUGAUGAAUCUUCAAAAAAAUUUAGACGAUACAAUUACCAUUGUUAAAAAAACAGUUGAACAAUUGGGCCAAAGGGGCGAAAAGCUUGAAGAAAUUGCAGCUAAAAGCGACGAUCUUAGUUUCCAAAGUAAGGCAUUUAUGAAUAAUGCUGAAAGAAUGAACAAGUGUUGUGGCUAUGUAUAA
Molecule: messenger RNA, 609 nt
Organism: Dictyostelium purpureum
Lineage: Eukaryota; Evosea; Eumycetozoa; Dictyosteliales; Dictyosteliaceae
Exons: 1
Coding region: 1-609 (202 amino acids)
Biological process (GO): endoplasmic reticulum to Golgi vesicle-mediated transport
Cellular component (GO): Golgi apparatus
Molecular function (GO): SNAP receptor activity
Source: RefSeq, a predicted model, not a curated record